Messenger RNA from Orycteropus afer afer, 15618 nucleotides. It is a transcript of the gene USH2A, whose product is annotated as usherin. The coding region runs from base 1 to 15618 and encodes 5205 amino acids. Lineage: Eukaryota; Metazoa; Chordata; Mammalia; Tubulidentata; Orycteropodidae. Gene Ontology annotation, molecular function: protein binding. The transcript has 71 exons. The record is from RefSeq and is a predicted model, not a curated record.
AUGAACUGCGUGGCUCUUUCAUUGGGCUUCAGCUUCUUGUUUCAGGUCAUAGAAGCAUUGAUCUUUGCCUAUUUUGCCUCCAUAUCGUUGGCCGCCUCACAGGGUCUUUUCCCAAGGCUGGAGAAUGUUGGCGCUUUCAAGAACAUUUCAAUUGUGCCAACCCAAGCAACAUGUGGACUACCAGACCGAAGCACUUUUUGUCAUAGUUCUGUGGAGGCUGAAAGUAUUCGGUUCUGUAACCAGAGGUUUUGCAUUCAGGAUUGUCCAUUCAGAUCUUCACCCCCUGCAUACACUGCCCUGUUCUCUGCAGGCCUCAGGAGCUGCAUCACAGCAGAUAAGCAUGAUCUGCCUCCCAACUCCUCCAGCAAUUCUACAAGCUUUAUUUUUGGAAAUCACAAGAAUUGCUUCUCUUCUCCUCCUCCUCCAAGGCUGGCAGCAUCAUUUACUUUAGCCGUGUGGUUGAAACCUGAGCAAGAAGGUGUAAUGUGUGUUAUAGAAAAGGGAGUGGAUGGGCAGAUUGUGUUCAAACUUACAAUAUCUGAGAAAGAGACCAUGUUUUAUUAUCGCACAGUAAAUGGUUUGCAGCCUCCAAUAAAAGUUAUGACACUGGGGAGAAUUCUUGUGAAGAAAUGGAUUCAUCUCAGUGUGCAGGUGGAUCAGACAAAAGUCAGUUUCUUCAUCAAUGGUUUGGAAGAAGAUAAUACAGCUUUUGAUGCAAGAACUCUGAAUGGUGCAAUUACCAAUUUUGCUUCUGGUACUCUGCGAAUAGGACAGAGUUUAAAUGGUUUACAGCAGUUUAUUGGAAGAAUGCAAGAUUUUCGGUUAUAUCAAGUGGCUCUUACAAACAGAGAGAUUCUGGAAGUGUUUACUGGACAGUUGCUCAGAGUACACAUCCAGUCCCAGUGCCGCUGUCCUGGAAGCCACCCUCGGGUCCAUCCUUUGGUGCAGCGGUACUGCAUUCCUAAUGAUGCAGAAGACACAACUGAGAACAGAGUGUCAAGGCUGAACCCCAAAGCUCAUCCUCUCUCUUUUGUCAAUGAUAAUGAUAUUGGUACUUCUUGGGUUUCACAUGUGUUUACAAACAUUACUCAACUUAAUCAAGGAGUAACUAUUUCUAUAGAUCUGGAAAAUGGACAGUUUCAGGUAUUCUAUAUUAUCAUUCAGUUUUUUAGUCCACAACCAACAGCAAUAAGGAUUCAAAGGAAGAAAGAGGACCGCCUAGAUUGGGAGGAUUGGCAAUAUUUUGCUAGAAAUUGCAGUGCUUUUGGAAUGAGAAACAAUGGAGUUUUGGAAAAUCCUGAUUCUGUCAACUGUCUUCAGAUUCCCAACUUCACUCCGUAUUCCCAUGGUAAUGUUACAUUUAGCAUCCUGACACCUGGACCAAAUCAUCGUCCUGGAUACAGUGACUUCUAUAACACUCCAUCUCUUCAAGAAUUUGUAAAAGCCACACAAAUAAGGUUUCAUUUCCAUGGGCAGUACUAUACAACUGAGACUGCUGUCAACUUCAGGCAUAGAUACUAUGCAGUGGAUGAAAUCACCAUCAGUGGGAGAUGUCAGUGCUAUGGCCAUGCUGAUACCUGUGAUACAACGAGCCACCCAUAUAGAUGCUUCUGCUCUCAGGAAAGCUUCACAGAAGGACUUCAUUGUGAUCGCUGUUUGCCUCUCUAUAAUGACAAGCCUUUCCACCAAGGCGAUCAAGUUCAAGCCUUCAACUGUAAACCCUGUCAAUGCAACAGCCAUUCCAGAAGCUGCCACUAUGAUAUUUCAGUGGACCCUUUCCCGACUGAGCACCGUAGAGGGGGGGGUGGAGUCUGUGAUGACUGUGCACAUAACACUACAGGAAGGAACUGUGAGCUGUGUAAGGAUUACUUUUUCCGACAAGUUGGUGCAGAUCCUUCAGCCAUAGAUAUUUGCAUACCCUGUGAUUGUGACAAAGUUGGCACAAGAAACAAUAGCCUUGUUUGUGAUCAGAUUGGAGGCCAGUGUAAUUGUAAGAGACAUGUGGCUGGCAGACAGUGCAAUCAGUGCCAGGAUGGAUUCUACAAUCUUCAAGAGUUGGAUCCUGAGGGCUGCAGUCCCUGCAACUGUAAUACCUCUGGGACAGUGGAUGGAGAUAUUACCUGUCACCAAAAUUCAGGCCAGUGCAAGUGCAAAGCAAAUGUUAUUGGGCUUAGGUGUGACCACUGUGAUUUUGGAUUUAAAUUUCUUAGAAGUUUCAAUGAAGAUGGAUGUGAGCCCUGCCAGUGUAAUCCCCAUGGCUCAGUAAACACAUUCUGCAAUCCUCUUUCUGGGCAAUGUGAGUGCAAAACAGAAGCCAAAGGACUUCAGUGUGACACCUGCAGAGAAAACUUUUAUGGGUUGGACAUCACCAGUUGUAAAACCUGUGAUUGUGAUGUGGCUGGAACACUUUCUGGGACGGUCUGUGAUACUAAAACAGGGCAGUGUGUCUGUAAGCCCAAUGUUGGAGGGAGACAGUGCAGUGAGUGUUUGGAAGGAUACUUCUAUCUACAACAGCAAAAUCAUAAUUUCCUCUGCCUGCCUUGUAACUGUGAUCAGACAGGGACAGUAAAUGGCUCUCUGCUGUGUGAAAAAUCAACAGGACAAUGUCCUUGCAAAUUAGGGGUAACAGGUCUUCACUGUAAUCAGUGUAAACCUCAUAGGUACAAUUUGACCACUGGCAAUUUUCAAGGCUGCCAGAUGUGUAAGUGUGACUCCUUGGGGACACUACCUGGGACUGUUUGUGACCCAAUCAGUGGCCAGUGCCUAUGUUUGCCUAAUCAUCAAGGAAGAAGGUGCAAUCAGUGUCAACCAGGUUUUUAUAUUUCUCCAGGUAAUGUCACUGGUUGCCUACCGUGUUCUUGCCAUAUAACAGGUGCAGUUAAUCAAAUCUGCAAUAGCCUAACUGGUCAGUGUGUUUGCCAAGAUGCCUCAAUUGCUGGGCAAAAUUGUGACCAAUGCAAGACCCAUUACUUUGGAUUUGAUCCUCAGACUGGAAGAUGCCAACCAUGCAACUGUCAUCUCUCAGGAGCCUUGAAUGAAACCUGUCAUUUGGUCACAGGCCAGUGUUUCUGUAAACGAUUUGUCACUGGCUCAAAGUGUGAUGCGUGCAUUCCCAGUGCCAGCCAUUUGGAUGUCAACAAUCUAUUGGGUUGCAGCAAAACUCCAUCCCAGCAACCUCCACCCAGAAGCCAAGUUCAAAGUUCUUCUGCUAUCAAUCUUUCUUGGAGUCCACCUGAUUCUCCAAAUGGCCACUGGCUUUCUUACAGUUUAUUCAGGGAUGAUUUUGAAGUCUAUUCAACUGAAGACCAAUACCCAUACAAUAUUCAAUACUUCUCAGACACCACCCUGUCUCCGUAUACCUCAUAUUCCUAUUACAUCAAGACCACCAAUGUGCAUGGUUCAACCAGGAGUGCAACUGUCACUUACAGGACAAAAUCAGGAAUCCCACAAGGAAGUGUGAACUUAAGUUAUAUCAUUCCUAUUGGCUCAGACUCUGUGACACUUAUCUGGACCACACCCUCGAAUGAUUCUGGUCCUAUAGAAAAAUAUGUUUUGUCCUGUGCUCCUCUAGAUGGCACCCAGCCAUGUGCUUCCUAUGAAGGUCAUGAAACCUCAGCUACCAUUUGGAAUCUGGUUCCAUUCACCACAUACCAUUUCUUUGUACAGGCAUGUACUAGUGGGGGCUGUUUGCAUAGCUUGCCUAUUACAGUGACCACAGCCCAGGCCCUUCCCCGAAGGCUAAGUCCACCUGAGGUGCGGAAGAUCAGUUCCACAGAACUUCACAUAGAAUGGUCGCCACCGUUGGAAUCAAAUGGAAUAAUUAUAAGAUAUGAACUGUACAUGAAAAGAUUGAGUUAUGAUGGGGAAACCAUGUCUGCAGAAAGGAGAGUUUUUCAGAGCAGUGGCUGGCUCAGUCCUUACCCAUUUACAGAAUCAGCCAAUGAAAAUGCACUGCAACCUCCUCAAACAAGCACAAUCAUCAGUGGCUUGGAGCCAUACACCAAGUAUGAGUUUAGAGUCUUAGCUAUGAAUAUGGCUGGUAGUGUGUCUUCAGCUUGGACGUCAGAAAGAACAGGAGAAUCAGUGCCUGUAUUCAUGAACCCUCCUUCAGUCUUCCCUCUCUCAUCACACUCUCUCAACGUAUCCUGGGAGAAGCCAGCAGAUAAUGUUACAAGGGGAGAAGUUGUGGAGUAUAAUGUCAUGAUGACUUCUGAGCAGUCAUCUCAACAAUCUAUUCCAGUGGUGUCUUCACAGGUAUUAUACACCGCUAAAUCCCAAGAAUUGUUUUAUGUUGUAAAAGGACUGAGACCUUAUAGGAUAUAUGGCUUUACUAUUUCUCUCUGCAAUUCAGUUGGUUGUGUGACCAGUGCUCCAGGAUCAGGACAGACUUUAGCAGCAGCACCAGCCCAACUGAGGUCUCCUGUCGUCAAAGGAGUCAACAGCACGACCAUCCAUCUUAGGUGGCUUCCGCCUGAAGAACUGAAUGGACCCAUUCCUAUAUAUCAGCUAGAAAGGAGAGAAUCAUCUCUAGCAGCUCCUAGGGCCACAAUGAUGAAAGGAAUUCGUUUUACAGGGAACGGGUAUAGUAAAUUUCCCAAUUCCACUCUGCCGGUCAAUACAGAUUUUACUGGCAUUAAGGCCAGCUUCCGAACAAGGGUGCCUGAAGGUUUGAUUGUCUUUGGAGCAUCUCCUGGCAAUCAAGAGGAGUUUUUUGCACUUCAGUUGAAGAAUGGACGUCCUUAUUUUCUUUUUGAUCCUCAGGGAUCUUCAGUGCAAGUUACAACAACUAAUGAUAAUGGUAAACAAUAUAGUGAUGGAAAAUGGCAUGAAAUAAUUGCCAUUAGGCAUCAAUCUAUUGGCCAAAUCACUCUCGAUGGGCAUUAUACCGGUUCCUCUGCUGCUAUAAAUGGAAGUACUGUCAUCGGAGAAAACACAGGCAUUUUUGUGGGAGGGCUGCCACAAGAUUACACCAUCUUCAGGAAGGAUCCCAAGAUAAUUCAAAAGGGCUUUGUGGGCUGUCUCAAGGAUAUACUUUUUAUGAAGAAUUACAAUCCCUUUGCUAUCUGGGAACCUCUGGAGUGGCAGAGUUCUGAAGAGCAAGCCAAUGUGUAUAACAGCUGGGAAGGAUGUCCCACUUCAUUGAAAGAAGGAGCCCAGUUCCUAGGAACAGGGUUCCUGGAACUUCAUCCACAUAUAUUUCAUGGUGGAAUGGACUUUGAGAUUUCCUUCAAGUUCAGAACUGACCAGUUGAAUGGAUUACUUCUUUUCAUUUACAACAGGAAUGGACCUGAUUUUCUUGCUAUGGAGCUGAAGAGUGGAAUAUUGAGCUUCCUGUUAAAUACCAGUCUUACUUUAACACAAGUAGAUCUCUGGCUGGGGCUCUCCUAUUGUGAUGGAGAGUGGAAUAAAGUGAUUAUGAAGAAAGAAGGCUCAGAUAUAUCAGUAAGCAUGAAUGAUCUCACGGAGCGUGUGUCGGAGUCCAGGGCCCAGCCUGUGAUGGUGAAUUCCCCAGUCUAUGUUGGAGGAAUCCCACCGGAACUGCACAACACUUACAAACACCUGAAUUUUGAACAAGGUUUCGGUGGUUGCAUGAAGGAUGUUGAAUUUACACGGGGUGCUGUCGUUAACUUGGCAUCUGUGUCCAGCAGUGCUGUCAGAGUCAAUCUGGAUGGAUGCCUAUCAACUGACAGCACUGUUAACUGCAGGGGAAAUGACUCCAUCCUGGUUUACCGGGGAACAGAGCAGAGCAUUUAUGAGAGUGGUCUCCAGCCCUUUACAGAAUACCUGUAUCGAGUGAGAGCCUCACAUGAAGGAGGUUUAGUAUAUAGUGAUUGGAGUCGGGGACGUACAACAGGAACAGCUCCACAAAGUGUGCCAACUCCCUUAAGAGCCCACAGCAUAAAUGGAUAUACCAUUGAAGUGACUUGGGAUAAACCUGUUGUGGUUAGUGGUGUAAUUGAGAAGUACAUUCUGAAAGCUCAAGGUGAAGACGAUCUCCAGGCUGCCCUCGAGCCCUCGGCUAGUACUGAGCUGGUCAAUACCAGCACCCUCACAGGCAUAUUGACAGGCUUGCUACCCUUCAAAAACUAUGCAGUGACCCUAACUGCCUGCACUUUGGCUGGCUGCACCGAGAGCUCACAUGCAUUGAACAUCUCUACUCCACAAGAAGCUCCACAAGAGGUUCAGCCACCAGUAGCCAAAUCUCUUCCCAAUUCUUUGUUAGUCUUCUGGAAACCACCCAAACAAGCAAAUGGCAUUAUAACUCAGUAUUCUUUAUACAUGGAUGGGAUGCUGAUCUAUUCAGGCAAUGGGAAAAAUUAUACAGUCACAGAUUUAGCAGUAUUUACGCCUCACCAGUUUCUGCUGAGUGCAUGUACACAUGUGGGAUGCACAAACAGUUCCUGGGUCAAACUGUACACAGCACAGCUACCACCAGAACAUGUAGAAUCACCGAUUUUGACCGUCUUGGAUUCUAGAACUAUAUAUGUACAGUGGCAACAACCAAGGAAAGUAAAUGGAAUUUUGGAGCGCUACGUAUUAUAUAUUUCAAAUCACACGCAUGAUUUUAACAUUUGGGAUGUCAUCUAUAACAGUACAGAACUUUUUCAAGAUCACACACUACGAUACCUUUUCCCUGGUAAUAAAUAUCUCAUCAAGUUGGAAGCUUGCACGGGUGGUGGGUGCACUGUGAGUGAGGCCAGUGAGGCCCUCACUGACGAGAGUGUUCCAGAAGGAGUUGCGACCCCCAGAGCGUGCUCAUAUUCACCUGACUCUUUUAACAUCUCCUGGACUGAGCCUGAAUAUCCGAAUGGUGUUAUAACAAGUUAUGGAUUAUAUCUAGAUGGUAUACUAAUUCACAGUUCCUCAGAACUCAGCUGUCAUGCUCAUGGAUUUGCUCCCUGGAGCCUACAUUCCUUCCGAGUCCAGGCAUGCACGGCCAAAGGUUGUGCAAUGGGUCCACUGGUGGAAAAUCGAACUCUAGAAGCCCCUCCUGAAGGAACAGUAAAUGUGUUUGUCAAAACAGAGGGAACCCGACAAGCCUAUGUAAAGUGGGAAGCACCUUUUUCCCCUAAUGGAUGCUUAAUGUACUCAGUGCUUUUUACUGGAAUUUUUUAUGCAGAUCAAGCAGGUAAUAACUAUACCCUUUUGAAUGGCACACAAAUUAUGCACAGCAGUGAAAAGACCAACCUUUGGGUGCUCAUCGAUGGACUGAUUCCUUAUACUAACUAUACUGUACAAGUGAAUGUAUCAAAUAGCCAAGGCAGCUUGAUAAGUGAUCCUAUAAUGAUUGCAAUGCCUCCAGGAGCUCCAGAUGGCGUGCUGCCUCCAAGGCUUUCAUCUGCCACUCCAACCAGUCUUCAGGUUGUCUGGUCUACACCAGUUCGUAACAACGCUCCCGGCUCUCCCAGAUACCAACUCCAGAUGAGGCCUGGCCACUCCACCCAUGAAUUUCUAGAGUUAUUUUCCAAGCCUUCUGCAUCAUUAAGCUAUGAAGUGAGAGAUCUCCAACCGUACACAGAGUAUGAAUUUCGGCUGGUUGCCUCCAAUGCAUUUGGCAAUGUGCAUAGUUCUUGGAUUCCAUUCCUGACCAUGGAAGACAGACCUGGACCUAUAGACCCUCCAGUUCUUCUAGAUGUGAGGUCAAGAAUGAUAUCAGUCACCUGGCAGCAUCCUCUGAAGUGCAAUGGGGUCAUUACUCAUUAUAACAUUUACCAACAUGGUCAUCUCUACUUGAAAACUUCUGGAAAUGUCUCUACUUGCACAGUGGUCAAUUUGUACCCAUAUACUGCCUACCAGUUUCAGGUAGAAGCCUGUACUUCAAAAGGAUGUUCUCUCUCACCAGAGUCUCAGACUGUAUGGACACUUCCAGAUGCUCCAGAAGGUAUCCCAAGUCCAGAGCUGUUCUCUGAUACACCAACAUCUGUAAUUAUAUCUUGGCAACUUCCUACCUAUCCCAAUGGAUUAGUGGAGAAUUUCACAAUUGAAAGAAGAGCUAAAGGGAAGGAAGAAGUUACUACACUCGUGAAUCUCCCAAGGCAUCAUCCCAUGAAGUUUAUUGACAACACUCCUGCUCUUAGCCCGUGGACAAAAUAUGAAUACCGGAUACUGAUGAGCACUUUUAAUGGAGGUACAAACAGCAGUGCUUGGGCAGAAGUGACCACAAGACCCUCACGACCUGCUGGAGUACAGCCACCCAUGGUGCAUGUGCUAGGACCCAGUGCAGCUGAGGUUGCUUGGAUACCCCCACUCAUCCAGAAUGGAGACAUACUUACCUAUGAGAUCCGCAUGCCUGACCCUCAUAUCACAAUAACUAAUAUUUCUUCCUCAAGGUUAACUCAAAUAAUUGCUCACCUGACUCCAUUCACUAAUUAUUCUGUCACUGUUGUGGCUUGCUCAGGGGGCAAUGGGUAUUUAGGAGGGUGUACAGAGAGCUUACCUACCUAUAUUACCACCCACCCUACUCUGCCUCAGGAUGUCAGCCCAUUGUCAGUGGUUCCACUAAGUGAAUCAUAUGUUGGGAUUUCUUGGCAGCCACCAUCCAAACCCAAUGGACCUAACUUGAGAUAUGAGCUUCUGAGAUGUAAAAUUCAGCAACCACUUGCAUCAAAUCCCCCAGAAGAUUUAAAUCUGUGGCACAAUAUUUAUUCAGGAAUUCAGUGGUUUUAUGAAGAUAAGAGUCUUAGCAGGUUUACGACAUAUGGGUAUAAGCUCUUUGUACACAACAGUGUGGGUUUUACACCAAGUGAAGAAGUGACUGUGACAACGUUAGCUGGUCUUCCAGAGAAAGGGACCAACAUCUCUGCUCAUGUUCUUAACCACACAGCUAUAUACGUGGAAUGGACUAAACCAACUCUUCAAGACCUACAAGGAGAUGUUGAAUAUUAUAUACUUUUUUGGAGUUCUGCUACCUCAAAUGAAUCUCUGAAAAUCCUCCAAGAUGUACACUCCCAUAUCAUCAGCCACUUAAAUCCAAACACAGAAUAUUGGAUUUUUAUUUCUGUCUUCAAUGGAGUCCACAGCAUCAACAGUGAAAUUCUAUGCAUAACCACUUGUGAUGGGGAGCCUCAGGGCAUGCUUCCUCCAGAGGUUGUCAUCAUCAACAGUACAGCUGUACAUGUCAUCUGGACAUCUCCUUCAAACCCAAAUGGUGUUGUCACUGAGUAUUCCAUCUAUGUAAAUAAUAAGCUCUACAAGACUGGAAUGAAUGUGCCUGGAUCAUUCCUUCUGAGAGACCUGUCUCCCUUCACUAUCUAUGACAUUCAGGUCGAAGUCUGCACAAAGUAUGCCUGUGUGAAAAGCAAUGGGACACAAAUCACCACUGUGGAAGAUACUCCAGGUGACAUACCAACACCCACAAUUCAUAGCAUUGCUUCGAGAUCCCUUCAAAUUGACUGGGUGUCUCCAGGAAAGCCAAAUGGCAUCAUUCUUGGAUACGAUGUCUUACGGAAAACAUGGCAUUCAUGCCCUAAAACACAGAAGUUAAUGAAGGACCACAGUGGUGGGCUCUGCAAGGGAGUGAAAUGUCAAAAACCUGAAGAUAUCUGUGGACACAUUUGCUAUUCUCCUGAAGUGAAGGUUUGUUGUAAUGGAGUCCUCCACAAUCCCCAACCUGGAUACAGCUGUUGUGAAGAGAAAUAUCUCCCAUUUGCUCUGAAUUCAACAGGAGUUUGUUGUGGUGGCAGAAUACGAGAGGCACAACCAAAUCAUCAGUGCUGCUCUGGGUAUUAUGUUAGCAUUCUACCAGGUGAAGUAUGCUGUCCAGAUGAACAGCACAAUCGGGUUUCUAGUGGCCUUGGCGACUCCUGCUGUGGCAGAAUGCCCUACUCUACCUUAGGACACCAGAUUUGCUGUGCUGGGAGGCUCCAUGAUGGCCAUGGCCAGCAGUGCUGUGGUGGACAGAUUGUGAGCAAAGAUUUAGAGUGCUGUGGCGGAGAAGAAGAGGGUGUGGUGUACAUUCGCCUUCCAGGGAUGUUCUGUUGUGGGCAGGAUUAUGUGAAUAUGUCAGAUACCAUAUGCUGCUCAGCUUCCAGUGGAGAGUCUAAAGCACAUGUUAAAAUGAAUGACCCAGUGCCAGUAAAAUGCUGUGAGACUGAACUUAUUCCAAAGAGCCAGCAAUGUUGUAAUGGAGUUGGAUAUAAUCCUUUGAAAUAUGUUUGCUCUGACAAGAUUUCAGCUGGAAUGAUGAUGAAGGAAAUCAAUGAAUGCACAACUCUCUGCCCAGCAACUAUGGAAGCAACUGCACAUUGUGGCCGAUGUGACUUGACCUUUAGCAGCCACAUCUGCACUGUGAUAAAAGGGUCUCACAAUUCCACGGAGAAGGAAUCAAGGGAAGAAAUAUGCUCCUCUGAUGAAGAGAUUGUUCAUACGGGGAAUGCAAACAUACACUCCUUCACAGAUGUAAAUGUGGAACCCUAUAGGACUUAUGAGUAUAGGCUUUCUGCAUGGAAUAGCUAUGGGCGAGGAUUCAGCAAUGCUGCUAUAGCCAGCACAAAAGAAGACGUGCCCCAAGGAGUGAGUCCCCCUAGAUGGACCAAAAUGGAUAAUCUUGAAGAUGUAAUAGUCCUAAACUGGAAGAAACCAAUACAACCGAAUGGCCCUAUUAUUUACUAUAUUCUUCUCCGAGAUGGAAUUGAACGCUUUCGGGGAACAUCAUUGACCUUCUCUGAUACAAAGGGAAUUCAGUCCUUUCAGGAAUAUUCAUACCAACUGAAAGCAUGCACAGCUGUUGGCUGUACCUCCAGCAGCCAGGUAGUUGCAGCCACUACCCAAGGAGUUCCAGAGAGCAUCCUGCCACCAAGAAUCACAGCCCCAAGUGCAGAGGCUUUGCAUUUGAGCUGGAGUGUCCCUGAGAAACCAAAUGGUGUCAUAAAAGAGUACCAACUCAGGCAGGUUGGAAAAGGUCUCAUCUACACUGAUACCACUGACAGGAGGCAACAUACGGUCACAGGUCUCCAGCCACACAGCAACUACAGCUUCACAAUUACAGCUUGUACAUCUGCUGGCUGUACUUCAAGUGAACCUUUUCUAGGUCAGACACUUCAGGCAGCCCCUCAAGGAGUUUGGAUGACACCUCGACAUAUUAUCGUCAAUUCUACAACAGUGGAAUUAUAUUGGAGUCAACCAGAAAAGCCCAAUGGCCUUAUUUCUCAAUAUAACUUGAGGCGUAAUGGAACUUUGGUUUUCCUGGGUGGCAGUGAGAAGCAGAAUUUCACUGACAAAAACCUGGAACCCAACACCAGAUAUGUUUACAAGUUAGAAGCCAAAACUGAAGGUGGCAGCAGUACUAGUGAUGAUUAUGUUGUACAAACACCUCUAUGGACACCAGAAGAAAUCCAUUCUCCAUAUAAUACAACAGUAAAUGGACCUUAUUCCGUAUUUGUUGCUUGGAACCCACCAGGGAUUCUCAACCCCCAAAUGCCUGUGGAGUACAAUGUGUUACUCAAUGCUGGAAGUGAAGCAUUUCUGAUCUCCCCUGUUGGUCACCAUUGUUCUAUCCUGUUGGAAAAUUUAGCCCCAUUCACACAGUAUGAGAUAAGGAUCCAAGCAUGUCAAACUGGCGGUUGUGGAGUUAGCAGUAGAAUGUUUGUUAAGACAUCUGAAGCAGCCCCAAUGGAUCUUAAUGUGCCUGUUCUUAAGGCAUUGGGGUCAUCUUGUAUAGAAGUUACAUGGAUACCACCUAAAGAACCAAAUGGAGUCAUCAUCAACUACUUUAUUCACAGGCGUCCUGCUGACACUGAAGAAGAAUCCCUUUUGUUUGUCUGGUCAGAAGGAGUCCUUAAAUUUACCGAUACCUCACAUACUCUGAAGCCUUUCACACUCUACGAAUACCGGGUGAGAGCCCAGAACUCCAGGGACUCAGUGGACAGUCUGUGGUCAUCAGUACAGACACUGGAAGCUCCACCUCAAGAUCUGCCUGCUCCUUGGGCUCAAGCCACCAGUGCUCAUUCAGUUCUGCUGAAUUGGACGAAACCGGAAUCUCCCAAUGGCAUUAUUACCCAGUACCAUGUGAUCUACCAAGAGAGACCAGAUGAUCCAACAUUUAAUGUCUCUAUCAUGCAUGCUUUCACAGUGAUGGGAACAAGCUACAAAGCCCAUCUGUUUGGGUUAGAACCAUUCACAACAUACCACGUUGGUGUUGUGGCUGCAAACCAGGUGGGAAAAGUGUCAAGUCCCUGGACUCUGGUUCAAACUUUAGAAUCUUCCCCAAGUGGACUGAGUAACUUUACAGUAGAACAGAAAGAGAAUGGCCAGGCAUUGUUACUCCACUGGGAAGAGCCUGCAAGAUCCAAUGGUGUGAUUAAGACUUACAACAUCUUCAGUGACGGUAUCCUGGAGUACACUGGCUUGACCCGUCAAUUUCUCUUCCGUCGCCUGGACCCUUUCACUCUCUACACGCUGACCCUGGAGGCCUGCACCAGAGCAGGCUGUGCACACUCAGUGCCCCAGCUUCUGUGGACAGAAGAGGCCCCUCCUAGCUCUCAGUUGGCCCCGACAAUUCAGUCUGUGGAGUCCACUAGCAUUGAGCUGAGCUGGUCCGAGCCUGUUAACCCAAAUGGAAAGAUAAUUCGCUAUGAAGUGAUUCGCAGAUGCUCUGAGGGAAAAGCUUGGGGGAACCAGACAAUCUCGGCUGAUGAGAAAAUCGUUUUCACAGAAUAUAAUACUGAAAGGAAUACAUUUAUGUAUAAUGACACAGGUUUGCAGCCAUGGACACAGUAUGAAUAUAAAAUUGACACUUGGAAUUCAGCAGGCCAUACCUGUAGCUCCUGGAAUGUGGUAAAGACGAAGCAAGCUCCUCCAGAAGGUAUCACUCCGCCUGAGAUAUCCUUUGUGUCUACGCAUCCCCAGAGAUUGCUGAUUUCCUGGGUCCCACCAGAACAGUCUAAUGGUAUUAUCCAGUCCUAUAGGCUUCAAAGGAAUGGAAUGUUCUAUCCUUUCAGCUUUGAUGCUGUGACUUUCAAUUAUACAGAUGAAGAACUGCUUCCCUUUUCCACAUAUAGUUAUGCAGUCAUAGCCUGCACAAGUGAAGGCUGCUCUACCAGCAAACCUACCAAUAUCAAAACUCCUGAGGCUGCUCCAGAAGGCGUCAGCCCUCCAGCUCUUUGGGAUAUCAGUGCCACUCAGAUAAAUGUAUCUUGGUCACCACCAUCAAAUCAAAAUGGGAAGAUCACUAAAUAUCUACUUAGAUAUGAUGGUAAGGAGUACCAUGCUGGGCAGGGCCACUCCAUGCUGAUUUCUAACCUGCAGCCUUAUACCCAAUAUAACAUCUCCCUAGUAGCCUGCACCAAUGGUGGCUGCACAACUAGUGUGUCCAUACCCGCCCAGACAUUGGAGGCCCCACCACAGAACAUGGAUGCUCCAAGAUUGCAAGUCACUGGCUCAGAAUCAAUAGAAAUUACCUGGAAACCUCCAAGAAACCCAAAUGGCCAAAUCAGAAGUUACGAACUUAGGAGGGAUGGAGCCAUUGUAUAUACUGGACUGGAAACUCGCUAUCAUGAUUUUACCCUCACCCCAGGUGUGGAGUAUGGCUACACAGUGACUGCCAACAACAGCCAAGGUGGUAUUUUGAGUCCACUUGUCAAAGACAGAACCAACCCCUCAGCACCCUCAGGGAUAGAACCUCCAAAAUUACAGUCCAACAACCCUCAAGAGAUCUUAAUUAAUUGGGACCCUCCAGUGAAGACAAAUGGCAAUAUUGUCAACUAUACCCUCUUUGUCCGUGAAUUGUUUGAAAGAGAAACAAAAAUCAUACACAUAAACACAACUCAUAAUUCUUUUGGUACACGGUCAUUCCUAAUAAACCAGCUACAGCCUUUUCAGAGGUAUGAAGUUCGCAUUCAAGCGUGCACCAUCCUGGGAUGUGCAUCCAGUGACUGGACUUCCAUAGAGACGCCUGAAAUUCCACCUCUGAUGCAACCUGCUCCUCAUUUAGAGGUACAGAUGACUCCAGAAGGAUUCCAGCCCAUGGUUUCUCUCUUGUGGGCAGGGCCACUUCAGCCAAAUGGAAAAGUUUUAUACUAUGAAUUGUACAGAAGGCAAAUAACAACUCAGCCUGGAAAAUCAAAUCCAGUGCUAACUUAUAAUGGAAGCUCAAGCUCUUAUAUUGAUUCUGAACUACUGCCUUUCACAGAAUAUGAAUAUCAGGUCUGGGCGGUGAAUUCAGCAGGAAAAGCACCCAGUACUUGGACAUGGUGUAGAACUGGGCCCACAGCCCCAGAAGGUCUCCAAGCCCCCACCUUCCAUGUGGUCUCUUCCACCCAAGCAGUAGUCAACAUCGGCGUCCCUGAGAAACCCAACGGGGUCAUCAGUCUCUACAGGCUGUUCUCCAGCAACACCAGUGGGUCCGAGAUGGUGCUGUCAGAAGGCACAGCCACCCAGCAGACCCUGCACAGCCUGCAGCCCUUCACCACAUACUCCAUCGGGGUAGAGGCCUGCACCUGCUUCAACUGCUGCAGCAAAGGACCAACAGCUGAACUGAGGACUCACCCUGCUCCACCUUUGGGACUGCCCCCUCCCCAAAUCCAGACACUGGCCUCGAGGACAGCCUCCUUCCAGUGGAAACCCCCCCUGUCCCCUAACGGUGUCAUUCAAAGCUAUGAGCUUCAACUUUAUGUAGCUUGCCCUCCUGACGCAGUCCCGCCCUGCACUCCCAGCCAAACAGAGACCAAGUACAUGGGGCCAGAGCAGCAAGCCAGCCUUGGGGGUCUCCAGCCUUACACCACCUACAGGCUGAGGGUGGUGGCACACAAUGAGGUGGGCAGCACAGCUUCCGAAUGGAUCAGCUUCACCACACACAGAGAAUUACCUCAGUACCAAACCCCAUUCUCUGUGGACAGCAAUUUGUCUGUGGUGUGUGUCAACUGGAGUGGCACUUUUCUUCUGAAUGGCCCACUGAAGGAAUACGUGUUGAUGGAUGGAGGACAGCGUGUGUACAGUGGCUUCGACACUACCCUCUACAUACCAAGGACAGCUGACAAAACCUUCUUUUUCCAGGUCAUCUGCACUACAGAUGAAGGAAGUGUGAAGACACCUUUAAUCCAGUAUGAUACCUCUACUGGGCUUGGCCUGGUGCUAACAACUCCUGGAGAAAAGAAGGGGUCGGGGAGCAAGAAUGCAGAGUUCUACAGUGAAUUGUGGUUCAUUGUGUUAAUGGCAGUGCUGGGCUUGAUCUUAUUGGCCAUUUUUCUGUCCCUGAUCCUACAAAGAAAGAUCCACAGGGAACCGUAUAUCAGAGAGAGACCGCCCUUAGUCCCUCUUCAGAAGAGGAUGUCUCCACUGAGUGUCUACCCACCAGGAGAAUCCCAUGGGGGAUUAGCUGAUACCAAAAUUCCUCGGUCUGGGACACCUUUGAGUAUUAGGAGCACCCGGAGUGUAUCUGUUCUGCGAAUCCCAAGUCAAAGCCAAAUCAGCCAAACCUAUUCCCAAGGAUCUCUCCAGCACAGUGUCAGUCAGCUCAUGGACAUUCAAGACAAGAAAGUCUUGGUUGAUGACUCGCUGUGGGAAACCAUCAUGGGCCACGACAGUGGACUGUAUGUGGAUGAAGAAGACCUGAUGAACGCUAUCAAGGGUUUCAGUUCAGUGACCAAGGAACACACCACGUUCACCGACACCCACCUGUAA